GCCAUGGCAGACACAGAACAGGGAAAUCAAACCUCCCUCACAGAAUUCAUCCUCCUGGGAUUUGGGACUGUCCCCAAACUGCAGAUCCUUCUCUUUCUUCUGUUCCUUGUGAUUUACAUUGUGACCAUGGCUGGAAACAUCCUCAUUGUUGUGCUAGUUGCGGCUGAUCUGCACCUUCACACCCCCAUGUACUUCUUCCUGGGGAACUUGUCCUGCUUGGAGACCUGCUAUACCUCCACCAUCCUGCCCAGGAUGCUGGCGAGUUUUCUGACUGGGGACAGAACCAUUUCUAUUGGUAGCUGCAUCACACAAUUUUACUUUGUUGGUUUCCUUGCAGCCACGGAGUGUUAUCUCCUAGCAGCGAUGUCUUAUGAUCGAUAUCUAGCGAUAUGCAAACCACUGCACUAUGCAACCCUUAUGAAUGGCAGUUUCUGCCUCCAGCUAGCAGCUGGGUCUUGGAUAAAUGGAUUUCUAGCUAUUAUCAUAGUAGUUUCUCUUAUGUUACAAUUAACUUUCUGUGGCGCCAAUGAAAUUGAUCAUUUCUUCUGUGAAUCUACACAAAUAAUAAAUCUCUACUGCAAUGACAUCUACCAGGUGAAGCUUGUAAUCACCAUUGCGGCUGCUUUAUUUACCCUGCCCCCAUUUGCUUUAACUGGGACAUCCUACAUUUAUAUCAUCUCCACCAUCCUGCGAAUCCCUUCCACCACUGGGAGGCAAAAGGCAUUUUCUACUUGCUCCUCUCACCUCAUUGUGGUGACAAUUUUCUAUGGGACUCUGAUCAUUGUGUAUCUGCUACCAAAAACCAACACACUCAGAGACCUCAACAAAGUGUUCUCUGUCUUUUACACAAUUCUGACUCCUAUGGCCAAUCCCUUCAUAUACAGCCUGAGAAACAAAGAGGUGAAAGAGGCUCUGAGAAAAAUUGUCAGUAAAUGUGUAGAUUUUAUAAGAAUUCAGAAAUGCUACUGUAUUUUUUGAAAGAGAAAAUAAUGUUGAGUGCAGCUGAUUUACACUUUAAAGC
Molecule: messenger RNA, 1021 nt
Organism: Malaclemys terrapin pileata
Lineage: Eukaryota; Metazoa; Chordata; Testudines; Emydidae
Product: olfactory receptor 10A7-like
Exons: 1
Coding region: 4-978 (324 amino acids)
Biological process (GO): G protein-coupled receptor signaling pathway
Cellular component (GO): membrane
Molecular function (GO): G protein-coupled receptor activity; olfactory receptor activity
Source: RefSeq, a predicted model, not a curated record